This is a messenger RNA of Aureobasidium musti, 411 nucleotides long. The record is from the annotation of a GenBank genome assembly. Lineage: Eukaryota; Fungi; Ascomycota; Dothideomycetes; Dothideales; Saccotheciaceae.
AUGAUCAACCCUACCUACCUUGCCCAAAGGACGCGCUCGUUCCUCAAGUCCUACCGCGAGUGGGUUCGCGCCGCUCCCGAGAUCCAACAGAUGUACUCGCUCAACAUGCCCGUCUCGGCCAUCCGCACAAAGAUGAGACAGGAGUUCGAAAGACACCGUUACGUCCAGCAAUUGAAGACUGUCGAUGUCCUUCUUUUCAACUCUCACCAGGAAUACCAGGUGCGCUGCCACCAAUCGAUGUGGACAAGCUCAAAGUUGACCCAUUGUCUACUCNAGGAAACCCUCAACUUCUGGAAGCAACUCACCCACGUCCUCAAGUACUUCCGCGCCGAAGAGGACCCCAAGGCUGCAUUGCCCAAGAACUUCAUCCAAGGUUUCCUCGAGGUACGAUCCGCUUUGCAGUCAAACCAG